Dimorphilus gyrociliatus is the source of this 1377-nucleotide messenger RNA. NCBI's taxonomy places the organism in Eukaryota, Metazoa, Annelida, Polychaeta, Dinophilidae. The record is from the annotation of a GenBank genome assembly.
UAAAUUUUAAGGUAAAUGAAUUUUUAAUAAUGCGAUUAUAGCAAGGUUUUAUAAAUAAAAUUUUACAUAUAUUCUAUUAUUGUCAAUGUUAUUGUGGGACUAUUUACUUUUGAAUAGUUUACAUGAAAGCAGUUACUCGGUUUGCUUAGUUACACAUUUUGUUUUGAAUAGUUUUCUAAGGGAAAAUUUAGCGAAAUCUGCAAAUAUGUCUCGUUCAGCGGGUACACUAAUUACUACAAACCAGGCGACUUAUAUUCCACCUAGAUUUAUGCCUGGAUAUCACGGGCAUGUUCCCACAUUAAAGUUUAGCUAUGCACAGACGUACGGAAAUGCGACUGCCCAAUACAUGCAGGACUAUAGGAGUAAAACUCUAGAGGAGAGUAAGAACCAGUAUUGGGCUGGGGGCUACUUUCCGACAAUUUACUCUCAUAAGCCAGACCUUGUAAUUGGGAAUAGGACUCGAUCACGUGACCGCUGGUUAACCGAACCGAGAUAUAGGUUGAAUGUACGAGAUCACGACAGACAAGAAAAUCUAAUACAUCUUGAUAAGCUUGCAUCUGCCAAGCGCGACCACUAUUUGGAUAAAAGUGGCACUGUACCAAAAGUUGAAUAUUUUCAAAUACCAGUGCCAGCAGAACAACAAUUUAGAAGACAUGUACCUUAGUAAGUGGUAAAAAGACAUUGUGCACAUAUACCAAUGUAUAUAUUCUAGCUUGAAUAAACAUAUUGAAUAAUUACAUAUUACCAUGUUGCUUUUAAAUUGUCACGUAAUACAACAAUGUUAACUGCAUGGUUUCUAACAAACAAUCACAGCGUGUGUGUUGCAUUGGAAUUCUUUUUUUUUUUACAUACUCAAGGUGAGGGUACAUAUAUAAGUAUAUAUAUAUAUCUUUUUUUUAACUCUAGCCAUGAACUCUAUCAAUCAAAUAACGUUUCAAUUUAUUUUUUUGUAUUCGAUUUCUACAGCAUUGUUAGGGGAGAACGCUACUCUUCUCAAAUUGUGGUCGAUAACCCUGAUCAUCUAGCUAGAAGGACCCCUAUUCCAUCUAAUAAAGCAGAGGCAGUUUUACCAAAGAAAGAAGAACGGGCAAUUCGAGAUGUCCAUUUUGAAAAUCGAGGUAAACGAGGAGCAGAAAAUGAUACUGCAGAAGAUAAAAUGAAAUAAUUCCGAUAGAAUCUAUAUAAAAAAUGCCUGUAUAUUUGGUAUUCUUUACGUAUAAACAUUCCCACCUACAGUAUUGGAUUUUUGUGAUAAAAGUUCACAAGUGAAUGAAUGCAUACAAUUUUUUUUUACUUAUAUUAUUAUUCUAUUUGAUUUAAUCUUUAAUUUUUUAUUUUAAUAAUAAAAUUAAGCCUCUUUUUUUUACAUCUAAUAAA